Molecule: messenger RNA, 2868 nt
Organism: Phycodurus eques (leafy seadragon)
Lineage: Eukaryota; Metazoa; Chordata; Actinopteri; Syngnathiformes; Syngnathidae
Product: neuferricin
Exons: 4
Coding region: 70-825 (251 amino acids)
Cellular component (GO): endomembrane system; membrane
Source: RefSeq, a predicted model, not a curated record
CCUGCGAGGGCGCUAUUGGGUUGCCAUGAAAAUGUGGGAUCGCAAAGAACGAUAACUUCCACAAACGACAUGUUCUGCUACGUAUUGGUGGCAGUGCUGUCGGCGUCCUUUGCAGUGCUUUUCUUUCCUCGCCAGUCGUCGUUAUAUUCAAGAAGUAAAUCAACGCAGGGGCCACCGACGCGACUCCUGAGCAGCCAAGAAUUGUCGUCGUACGACGGCGAAGAAGGCAGCAAGGGCAUUUACCUGGCAAUAUUAGGCCAGGUGUAUGACGUACACAACGGUCUCAAGCAUUAUGGGCCUGGUGGGGCAUAUCACUUUGUGGCAGGAAAAGAUGCAUCACUGGCCUUCGUCACGGGAGAUUUUACAGAAAGCGGCUUGACAGAUGAUGUGUCCGCUUUGUCCCCAUUGCAGGCGGUAGCCCUGUUCGACUGGCUACUCUUUUAUCAGAGGACCUAUCAACCUGUAGGUUUGGUCAUAGGACGGUUCUAUUCUGAAAGCGGAAAGCCCACAGAGUUUCUAUUGCAGAUGGAGUCACUGCUUGCAAAGGGCCAGCAACUCAAAGCCAAGACACAGGCGGAGAUGCUUCACUUUCCUGCCUGCAACUCUGAGUGGAGCUCUGCAAGGGGAGGGAGGGUCUGGUGCUCCACCGAGAGUGGUGGAGUUGAAAGAAGCUGGGCAGGUGUCCCCCGAAAAUUAUUCUCUCUACGUGAUAGUGGGUCCCGUUGCGUCUGCGUGGAAGAUCCAUCUGCAGCAAAGGCAAACCCCAACCUGCAAGAAUAUGAUGGCUGCUCGACGCAAGCGGUCACUUGCUCUUUAGUAGAAUAAUCUCAUUGACAGUGCAAGAUAACUGGGAAACACUGGCGCUCCCUGCCAAGGGGCUUGUGUCACAAAUAAAUACAAUGAGGGUGGUGGUGGUGGGGGGGGGAUAUUGUUUGUUUUAAAUGACCUUUAUGCAAAGUUGUUCUUCCUUUCUCUAAAAGGAUACACUCAGAAGAGAUGGGGUAGAUAUCUGAGCAUACAGAUAUACAAUGUGCAUAAAAGAUUUUACAAUGUGCAUAAAAGAUUAACAGAGGCAAGAUUUAAGUCUGUCACAAUGACAAUCACAAACUGCAUUAAGUACAAAAAUGCUAGCAGUGGUCAAAAAUAUCACACUUAUCUGUACAAUUUAACAAUACUUAAGAGGCAACACUAAUCGGCCAUCCCCAUCAUUCUCAUUCCCCCAAACCAUCGGCCAUGUCACAUGAUCUUUGUAAAGUGCACCUGUUAGGCUUGUAAAAAAAAAAAAAAAAAAAAAAAGUGGUAAAUGUGUCAGGUCAAGACAACUUGAGGCAUCAUCGUGGGGACGGUCAUCACAACAGACAAGGACCACAUGGCCAAGUCAAAACUGGAAUGUACUCAUAUUCUGACUGAUUAUUAAAAAAAAAAAAAGCAUGAUCCUGAAAUGCUACAAAUUAUAUAACAUGCAGAGGCAUACAAGGUUGCUUGUCAUACUAAUAACAUAUCAAUGGUUCAAACAUCCCUUUCACCAAUGAUUUCAUAUUUCUGGCCACUUGUGCCAUUUUUUUCACCACACAAGUGAAACUGAAAUGUUCAUGUUAUGCUUCAGUCUAACAAUGUGUAUUUGAUUUAAUAAUGUAUCCAGGGAAUACAAUACACGGUCACAAAAGAAAAGCGUUAAAUUCAUCUUGUGAUUCUGAUUUUGUUUGAUAAGGGGACACUGGUUUUGAUGGCGUGAGUGUAUGAAUGUUGCAUCAAACAUUUGUCUCUGGGCAGGUGAUGUAGCAUAAGCUGCACAGCAUUUGGCUAAUUAAGAUGUUUAUCAUUGAAUUGCAACAGCCGUAAGAAGCAACUAUGUUUUUGAAAAUUAGCUAAUCAUUGAGCUUAAGAAGUUACCUCAGUCGAGCAGUCGCUAAACUGCUUUUUAUUCAUUUGUAUUUAUUUGACACUUUGCACGACAAAAUGAAUAAAUGUCCCGCUAAAACAUGAAUGCUUUUUCACAAGGCUGGAGUAGUACAAAGACAGUGGUCCAGAAUUGACCAAACUACUCUCGUUAGUAUGUCCUGCUACCGAUGUCCCUUGUGAUGGACCCAUUAACUGCUAAGUUGGGCCCCGCGGGGCCUGUCCAGCAUUAGCAGGUGGGGGAUAUCCAGGCUACUGCAUUAUGACACGCCACCGAGAGUUAGUACGUCAAAGCAGAUGUCACACACCCUCACUGGCUUGUUCAAGUCAAACUUGAUGAUGGGUAUCUCCUUUAUAGAGCACUUGUGGCACAAGAGGCGUCCACAGUGACGGCUGUAGAGAAAAGGAUUCAUAAGGAAGUAUGGCGCACACUGACAACAAAACAAUGAAGCCAAAAAUAUUAUUGCAGAAAGGUCAUGGUACUAACCAGUGAUGUUUCCUUGUUGUAACUCCAAACUUGGCAACACAUUCAUAGCAAUUGGACCCGUCACACCAAGGCGGCUCUUUGGACAGCAUAUCUAAAAAUAUUCAUAAUAAUAAUAAUAAGCAAUGUACCAAGGUGUGUCUAUGUAUGUAUGUAUACAUACUGUACAGAGACAGCAUGAACAAUCUGAUGGUGCACUUCCAAAAGUUUAAAGACAAAUUAUAUGGCAACUCAACAUUAGCGACGCAAGAAUCUGUUGUCACACGGCUCGCCAUUUUUCCAUUUGAUUGUUGUAUAUUUAUGGCCCACAAGUAUUUUUCACACAAAUAUUUUCUGAAAUUACUGCGUUUGCGUAGCUCUAGACCAGGCAUACACUGGACAGUCUUUAAGUGACAGUGACAGUUUGUAUGCCUUAAAGAAUAAAAGGCUCUUUUGUUGGUUUUAAGCACCUUCUGUUACAUGUGCUGCUUCGGAACACUACAGAA